GCAGAAAUGACUUCCUAAUAUAUAUUUUACUAUUAAUGAUAUGGCUGCAUUGUUUCUAGUGUAAUAAGAUUUUUUUUUUCAUUUGGCCCACACAUAUUUGGCCAGCAGUGUUGUUGGAAACUACAUUUACCUUAGCGUGAGUGAUGGCUAACUAAUUAACCAUCUACAAACCCAGUGGGUCAUAGAAACCAUUCCCUUAGCUUUGUUUCUCCACAACAACUGUCUUCUUCCUCAGCUGUAAUUAGGCCCACAGAGGUCAUAUAGCUCUGUAACCAUCCAUAUGUACAUUUCUGCCUAUUCUUUGUAUUGUGUUUCUUUUCCAACACCAAUUUGGGUAAAUAAAUACUUAAAUAAAUUCUAGUAUGUGCCAUUCCUUCCAUCGAGAGAGCAGGGGCCAUUUUUCGGUCUCCAGAAACCUGGGAAACAAUAGACACGCCCAAUUUCAAUUUCACUGUCAACUUGUGCCUUAUGUAUGACACCCAUGCAAGCCAUGGAGGACCACAGACUAGCACAUGGACCCUUCUGUGAGGUGUAAAGUGUUUUUCUUUUCACUCUUUACUCUGAAUGGGGGCGGCACGGUGGCUCGGUGGGUAGCACUGUCGCUUCACAGCAAGAAGGUCCUGGGUUUGAUUCCCAGGUGAAGCUGUCCUGGUCCUUUCUGUGUGGAGUUUGCAUGUUCUCCCUGUGUCAGUGUGGGUCUCCUUUUACAGUCCAAAGACGUGCAAGUGAGGUGAAUUGGAGAUACAAAAUUGUCCAUGACUGUGUUUGAUAUUAAACUUGAACUGAUGAAUCUUGUGUAACCAGUAACUACCUGUUCUGACAGUGAAAUACUAAUACAAUAAAUAAAAUAUAAAAUGAAUAAAUUACUCAGUAGAUUUCACAUUUACAUUUUGCUGAAACUGUCCUUUAUGCUGCUUACUAAUUUUUGGGCGGCAGGGUGGGUAGCACUGUCGCCUCACAGCAACAAGGUCCUGGGUUCGAUCCCCAGGUGGGGCGGUCCGGGUCCUUUCUGUGUGGAGUUUGCAUGUUCUCCCUGUGUCUGCGUGGGUUUGCUCCGGUUUCCUCCCACAGUCCAAAGACGUGCAAGCGAGGUGAAUUGGAGAUACUAAAUUGUCCAUGACUGUGUUUGAUAUAACCUUGUGAAAUGAGUAACUACCGUUCCUGUCAUGAAUGUAACCAAAGUGUAAAACAUGACAUUAAAAUCCUAAUAAAUAAACAAACUAAUUCUUAUUUUUUAUGUAAAAGGGGUCAUCAGAAACAGGUGCUCACGAUGUACAGUCCAAAAGAGCUUGAGGGGGAAGUGGAUCAUUCCUUUUUUGACAGCGACUGUGAAGCAGGCAACACAAUCAGCCAGGAUUUGAAAGAUGGAGAAAACAACAAUAAGAAGGAACCAAAUGAAGCUGGAGCUGAAACAUCUAAACUGAAUGGAAAGGUCCAGGAGGGUCGAAUCAAGCAAACUGAAAAUGAAGAUGCCACAAAUGAGGAGAAAAUGCUAGAGAAAGAGCUUUCCAGGCUGGACGUUCAGAGUGAGAAAAUAUCAGAGAUUAGUCCUGAAUGUAUGGAUACUAUUAGAAAAGAGGAGUGUUCUCAUCAGAAGAGUGUGAGGGCAGAAACAAAGGAGGUGGAAACUAAAGACAGAGAAGAUCCUUCGGACAGGAGGGAUGAGACUGGCAAAGAUAAAAAAGAUGAGUCAGAAAGGGAGGACUCGGAUGCCUCAUCCAGGAGGUCCUCACCUCUCCCUUGUUCUGACGGGUCAGUGUCGAGUCGAGGGAGUAAAUCAGACGACUCGUCCAGCCUCUGUUCCUACUCUGAGUCAUCGGCUGAAGAAGACGAUGCUGUUUUUAAAAACGAGGAUGAUGGCGACCGUCGGAGUGACCCUGACAGCAGGAGGAAUGAAGACCGGAAAUCGUCAAAGACCACUCCCAAAAAAACCACAAGCAAAUUUCGACAACGAAGUCUUAGCCAUUCUGCAUCAUCUAGUAGUGGUGAGAACAGCCCCACCCCCUCACACCAGCCCUCUGCUGCCCAGCAUAACGUAUCUCCACGCAGACAACCACGAACUGGUUCGGGCAAGCAGAAAGAAAGAAAGAAAUCUACAGAAACACUCGAUUCUGAAGACACAAUAACAGACGUUACCCCCUUGUCCACUCCGGAAGUUAGUCCCCGACAGUUGGUUGACCUAGCCCUGCCUAGUAAUCCAGUCCUGUCUAAUGAAGCCUUAGUAACUGCAGAUGGACCGCAUCAGAAGGAUGUUGCAGAAAAGGAUUCAGGAAAGGCCAAGCACUCAGAUACGGAUGAUGAGAAAGGAUCGGCCGUCUCAAAAGGCAGCAGACCGAUGGACAGGUUGCUCCAAGUCUCCAGCCCUGGCUGCGCCUCCAUAAGCAGCAGCAGGAGCAGCUCCAGCCGUCAGCGUAAGAACUACUCCUUUACCAGCGACGAGGUGCGACGCAUUGAACGCGAGAACCAGCGGCUGCUGCUCCAGCUUUCACGCUCCCCCUCUCGCUCCUUGUCUCGUUCCACCAAUUGCUCCACUUCCCCUCCUGUACGCCUCUACCACACCACCCUCAACAGGCAGAAGGAGCAGCAGCGCAUCCAGAAAGAGAACCUGGCAUUCCUGAAGCGUCUGGAGUCGGUGAAGCCCACUCCAGGAAUGACCAGAUCAGAGCAGCUAGCAGAUUACCAGCGCCAAGCUGGGUACCUUGGAAUACAUGCACCUCCUACCAGACCUUCAUCAGGAAAGUCCUCCAGACCUUGCAGUACCACCAGACCCGACACGGCAAAACCCAGCAGAACCACAGCUCCACGACCAGCCUGGUCCUGACCCGGACUAUCUCAUGUAAACCUCUGCCCAGCCUUAGUCUAAUUCAUUUUUCUUUUUAUUCACCAUUUAAAGAAGAUCCAUUUUCUCGUAAUACAGAAUCUGACACCAGGGUUGUGAGGAGAGUGAGUUUGUGAUGCACAACAGGACCACAAGUAUGCCAUUUUACUCAGUUCAUAAGAAAUUCACAUUUUAAGAUCAAAGGUUUACAUGCACUUGUACAGGCAGCAGCCUCGUCUGUUUCCAAAACUAAAAUUUACUCAUAAAUAAAAGAGCAGUUGCAAAAAAUCCCAAUACUGUGUCUUACAAGUGUAUGCAAACCUUUGACCUAAACUGAAAUUAGUUCCGUUAUGCUUUUGGGUGUUUAAAAUAGCGGUUAGCUUUAGUUUAACUGUUCACUGUAAGAAGAGCGCUUUAUGUGUGAUAAUAGAAUAACAAUCAUGAAGUAUAAAUGAUAUACAAAUUAUAUAUUUGAUAUUGUUUUGUUUUUGAAAUAAAGGUAUAUAAUUUA
This is a messenger RNA of Trichomycterus rosablanca, 3329 nucleotides long. It is a transcript of the gene cfap97, whose product is annotated as cilia and flagella associated protein 97. Gene Ontology annotation, biological process: spermatogenesis. Bases 1145 to 2821 code for a protein of 558 amino acids. The record is from RefSeq and is a predicted model, not a curated record. NCBI's taxonomy places the organism in Eukaryota, Metazoa, Chordata, Actinopteri, Siluriformes, Trichomycteridae. The transcript is spliced from 4 exons.